GCCAGUUACAAUACGAUCGAGUUUGCGAAAAGACAACUUUGUUGUUCAAAAUAAAAAAGUGUGGUGAAUAAGUGCAAUGGCGAUUGGAAAAGGUGAAGGAAAAGGCCCGGGUGUGGGCAAGUUGGAGUCACAGAUCUACUGCAUCAAAUAUACACUCUUCUGCUUCAAUGUUGUACUAUGGUUGUUCGGCAUUUCAAUAUUCGCGCUAUGCCUCUGGAUCUGUAUAGAGCCUGGCUUCAACGAAUGGAUGCGGGUUUUAGAACUCCAGAAGUACUUCAUCGGAAUCUACAUCAUCCUGAUUGGAUCGCUGGUCAUCAUGGUAGUUGCGUUCUUGGGAUGCGGAGCCGCUCUUAUGGAAAACAUUUUGUUGCUUUAUGCAUACAUAGGAUCACAAAUCGCUUCAUUCGUGUUUGGGCUGAUCGGGUCCUGUGUGGUCCUAGAUUUCUCCACAUACGACUCCAGCAUCCAGUACCUGAUCAAUGACGUCAUCGUGCGCCUCAUGAACAACCCGCAGCACGAGGGCAGCCGGGAGAUUCUGAGGAUGGUGCAAGAAGGGAUCGGCUGCUGCGGCUCCGACGGGCCCAUGGACUACAUCAACAUGCGCAAGCCCCUGCCAGCGGAGUGCCGGGACUCUGUCACCGGCAACGCCUACUUCCACGGAUGCGUGGAUGAACUCACCUGGUACCUGGAGGGAAAGACUGGCUGGCUGGCUGGCAUCGUACUUGCUUCGUGCAUGGUUGCGGUGGUGAACGCUGUCAUGUCUCUCGUCCUGAUUCAAGCAGUGAAAAAGGAAGAAGAGGAAGUAUCAGCGUAUAAGAAUUAAGUAGUUAGUAACUCCAAUUUGUAUUAACAAACGCACGUUUAUCUUAUAAGUAACCUGUCAUACGUAGACAACGUAAAAUUACAUGACAACGAAAGCUUAAACUACAAAUAAAUGCUUGGAAUACACGACGUUAGUUUUUCAAUCCCGGGUAGCUAAACGCGAGGAUAACAUCGCACAAUAAGUAGUCCGCAAAAUUCUGAUAAUAGGAAUAAUAUUAUUUCUAGAGCCAUAAUAUUUAGUCAAUCGAAGCUAUAACAUUAGCUAAGACAGCUGAAGUAGUGGCGGGAGGUGGUAUUGGUUUAAAAAAUAGAACGGCAAGUUAUUAGAAGUUGGUUUCAGCACUAGGAGCUAAUGCCUGGAAAGAACUGCACUGCAGCACGCACUGCAGCACUGGAUUGUUUCAUUUUUCUAGCUUGAAAAUCUUAUCUCGUGGGUUCCGAGUAUAAAUUACCUAGCUACCAGUAAGGGCCACUUGCACCAAUGAAAAUGGAGGGUUAACCCACCAUUUUACCUAUAUGGAAUUUGACAGAUGACAGCCUACUAACCCUGAGUUAAGUGGUUGGUGCAACUGGGCCUAAGUGAUAAAUAUCUUAAUUAUGUUAUUUUAACGAAAAUAUAAAGAUAAAAAUGAUAUUUUUUCUGGCAUAACUACAGUGAAAAUCAAACCAGAAAACGUUUUAUAUUCAAAAAAUAGAGGAAUUAAGAGAUUUUUGUUAAGCUUUCGUGAAACGUGCUCACAGUGUAGUUAUAAAAAUGUGGGCCAAUAUAAUACUGUCAAUUUACCACCGGUAUAACUAUAAUACGUAGGUAUUGUUCUAGUUUUAAGACUAUAAGAUUGUUUUUCAUUAAAUUAUAAUUGAUAUAGAAAAUA
Molecule: messenger RNA, 1694 nt
Organism: Leguminivora glycinivorella
Lineage: Eukaryota; Metazoa; Arthropoda; Insecta; Lepidoptera; Tortricidae
Gene: Tsp2A
Product: tetraspanin-2A
Exons: 5
Coding region: 77-823 (248 amino acids)
Cellular component (GO): membrane
Source: RefSeq, a predicted model, not a curated record